UGCACACAUUUUCCCCUCGAGCCCCGUCCGUAUACCCAUUGACAUCCCUAAUUGGGUUCUUCAAAAAUGAAAGCUUAGAGGAGAUGUUGGACACAGAAGAUGGCUCUUGAGUCUUGACGCAGUGCAGCACCCAAAUUCCACCAAUUAAUGCGCAAAUACUGCGGCACUGCCUCAAUUUUCGUCUUCCAUUUUUCUAAUCACUCCCACAUUCACUUUUUUUAGGGAUUGCACACUCUCUUAUACACACAACACACACACACACACAAGCACGCACAGAGACGCAAUAGCCGUAACCGUUUUUCAGUCACACUCUGAAUGAAUGGAGGAGCAACAACAACAACAACGGAAAGGUCCUAUUCCUCUCGACUGGGACACGCUUCUCGAUGAAACGCCGGCGGCGGAAAUCUUCGUGAAACCCUCUGCUAUGGCUUCCGAUCAGGAGCCUCAGUCCUUUGUCCCCGGCCUCGAAGACCUCAAAGAUUGCGAGCUUCAUGAACAAAUUCGGAGAAAGAAGAAUAGUCUCAAUACCGCCGGUAAAAAAUUGCCGGACCGAGGUGCCAAACUUCGCGCUGUCAUCAGGUGCUAUGAAGAAGAGGUUCAUAGACGGAAAGUCAACCCUCCUCCGCAGAAAGUUGAAGAGAAGCAGGCUACUACCAGCUCAGAUUCAGUUGGUGUGUCUAAUAAAUCGAGACAAGAGAAUUCGCCAUCUCGUCCACAGUCAGAACCCUCUUUUGCAUCUUGCCUUAUGAAGAAAUUGGAUGAUAAAAAUCAGACUAAUUGUACAGCUGUUGAUGCAUUUAGCAAUGAGAAGCAAUAUUUCAAGCAUUGUAACAACCAGACAGUACGACCCAACAGAGAACGUAAAAGAGGAAAGAGACAUCGAUCAUCUUCAAGACAAUUGCCAUUUAAAAGCCCCAGGAAACUUUCCAUACGUGAUACUUUUAGUGAUGAUAAAAGGUGCCAAGCCAAUUCUGUCUUAUCCCUACAGACUAUUACAAGGAAUCUAGAAAGACGCUACUCAAAAGAUAAGGGUGCUUCUCAGGCAAUUCUGUCAGAUGGCUCAAGGUCUAGGAAGGGUCAACCCAUUGUUGUUGAUGACGACGACGAUGAUGAGGAAGAUGAUGACAGCGAAGAUCCUCGUAUUCUGGAGAGAACAGAAAACAAAGUUCCUGAAUAUUUGAAAGAAGCUAAGGUCUAUUUUCCAUCAAGAGAUGAUCCCGAGUGUGUUGAAAUUUGUUACAACGACAUGGAAUGCCUUGCUCCUGAAGGCUACUUAACAUCAACUAUCAUGAACUUUUACAUGCGAUAUUUGCAGCAGCGAGUAUCUCUGACAAUAUUAGACUGCUGCCAUUUUUUCAACACAUAUUUCUACAAGAAACUUACAGAAGCUGUAUCCUGCAAGGAAAGUAACAGAGAGACAAUCUUCGCAAAGUUCAGGAGGUGGUGGAAGGGUGUUAAUAUUUUUCAAAAGGCAUAUGUUUUGAUUCCAAUACACCAGGAUUGUCAUUGGAGCUUGAUCAUUAUAUGUAUCCCAGACAAAGAUGAAUCAGGACCAAUCAUACUUCAUUUGGAUUCUUUGGGUCUUCACUCAAGUGAAUCAGUUUUUGAUAAUAUUAAAAGCUAUUUGAUCGAAGAAAAGAACUAUUUGAGUCGAGAGUGUGCUUCUUCAGAUGUUCCGAUUGCAGACAGAAUAUGGAAGUCUCUUUCUCGCAGAAUUGAAACUCGAGUCAUAGCCGUUCCCCAACAGAAGAAUGAGUAUGACUGUGGUCUAUUUGUAUUAUACUUCAUUGAGCGUUUCAUGGAAGAGGCACCCGAAAGACCGAAAAAGAAAGAUUUAGCAAAAAUGUUUAGCAAGAAGUGGUUCGAAGCUGAAGAGGCAUCCAAUUUGAGAGCAAAAAUCCACAAGUUGCUUGUAGCAGAACUACAUAAUUCAAUCAAGCCUAACGGCGUAACAGCAUCUUCCCCUUCAUCUGAUGCCAAUGCAACCGAAUGCGUUGAGACUGCCAAGGACUCUUCGUUCGAAGAUGGCAUCAUGAGUUGCAAUUCUGAAAUAAUUGAAUGAACAAUUUGUUCAUAUAGUUGAUGUUGGCGCUUUUUACCGUGUACAGACACCAGUUUUGGGUGGGAAGUUUCCUAUGGUUUGGUAAAUAGUCCAAUUACCUUAUACAAGAAAAGGUAGAUGGGAUUUUGUCGUAAGACCAGAAAAAUGUCAACUCUUCCAGUUUCUAACCAUUUCUUGUGGGUUAAGAGUUCCUUUUAAAUGUAUAGUAGGAAACAUUACAGAACUGACUACUAGAGAUAAUUAAUAGGAUUGAAGAUUAAUCUGCAAGAAUUAUGAACUAAUGAUAAUCAGAUAUUUUAUGAUUUCAAUUUUAGUUCUCUUAACUUUCAA
Molecule: messenger RNA, 2392 nt
Organism: Trifolium pratense (red clover)
Lineage: Eukaryota; Viridiplantae; Streptophyta; Magnoliopsida; Fabales; Fabaceae
Product: ubiquitin-like-specific protease 1D
Exons: 14
Coding region: 320-2062 (580 amino acids)
Biological process (GO): proteolysis
Molecular function (GO): cysteine-type peptidase activity
Source: RefSeq, a predicted model, not a curated record